AUGCGAAUGGCUUCACUUGCUUAUGACUAUACUGUGGUUGAGGGCAAUAUGUUAACGGAGUGGGUCGAACUCAUUUCGCUGUGUGAUCGUGUAAUGUUCCUCACGCUGGAUCAGGAAACGUGCCGUCGUCGGCGUAGGAGACGCAGUUAUGACCCCCCAGACAUGCCGGGUUAUUUCGAUGAAGUCGUAUGGCCAUCGUAUCAACGACAUCUGCAGAGAGCUCUACUGUUUGCUAGGAAAAGUUGCCGAAUUUCGUUUUAUGACGUCACCACGGAUUCGGACCGUCCUGAUCCAGAAUUUAUGACUUCGGCA
This is a messenger RNA of Ostertagia ostertagi, 312 nucleotides long. The record is from the annotation of a GenBank genome assembly. Lineage: Eukaryota; Metazoa; Nematoda; Chromadorea; Rhabditida; Trichostrongylidae.